Dentiscutata heterogama is the source of this 173-nucleotide messenger RNA. The record is from the annotation of a GenBank genome assembly. NCBI's taxonomy places the organism in Eukaryota, Fungi, Glomeromycota, Glomeromycetes, Diversisporales, Gigasporaceae.
GUGUGGGUAGAGAAUAUCAAUAUACUUAUGACGCGAUAAAAAAAAUUGUAAAUGAUUCUUGGAUUUAUAAUUAUUUGGAUAUACCUCCAUAUUUUGCUGAUAUUUAUGAUACUACUGAUGGUUUCUUGAAAUGUGGAGUGGAUGCUGAUGAUUUCUUUGUCUUUUCGGAAUAA